Messenger RNA from Cynoglossus semilaevis (tongue sole), 2195 nucleotides. RefSeq names its product protein phosphatase 1, regulatory subunit 3Da (gene ppp1r3da). The transcript is spliced from 3 exons. Lineage: Eukaryota; Metazoa; Chordata; Actinopteri; Pleuronectiformes; Cynoglossidae. Gene Ontology annotation, cellular component: protein phosphatase type 1 complex. The record is from RefSeq and is a predicted model, not a curated record. Gene Ontology annotation, molecular function: protein phosphatase 1 binding; glycogen binding. The coding region runs from base 283 to 1200 and encodes 305 amino acids. Gene Ontology annotation, biological process: regulation of glycogen biosynthetic process.
GGUCCGCAGAUUUACACCGUGCAGACAUGUACAUGUGUAGCAAAGUUGUGCCGGUGAUCGCUGUUUACAAAUCAGUUUGCCUGUCUGCGGCCGACAUAGGAGACUGCAAACACCUCGCAUGGGAACACGGGGCUCUAUUUGAUGUCACUCUGCAUGGACGAACAAGAAUCCGACUCCAACUUUAUACGGCACGUACACCGCAUAGUACACGCCCACUCAUGCCUGUAGGGACUUUCUGUCCUGGAAAAAUGACGGUCAACAGGGCACCAGUUCUUAUAGGACAUGGAUAGAGGUUGGUUCAUAGGACACACAAGAAUUCUGCCAACAGAAUAUGAGUCCAAUUUCUGCAAUAAUACACCGACCCGACCCAGCAUGACGUUUAAACUGAGUGAUAUAGUCCAGGCCCAUAAACCCAAUGCACCAAAGAAGGCAGUUCCAAUCCGUCCUCCAAGUCCCAGAGUCCCACAGCAGAGUGGUCAAGAUUUUCAUCGCAGAUUCUCCUGUGAACCCACACCUAAACCAAUUAUCCGACAACGAUCCCGCUCUCUACCCUCAACUCCAGAGAGGAAAAAGCAAUGCCGGAAUGUGGGAGUAAGGUUUGUAGACUCCUUGGGCCUUGACCUUGAAGACAUAAGAAUGUUUAGGUCAAGAGACAAUCCAUCUAUACCCCAACAUGUUACCUUUAGAUUGUUGAUGGGGGCCGAGUUGGCAGAUGGGAAACAUCUGGAGUUAUCAUUGCCUUACAUGAAACCCUUUUUUUUGGAGCAACCUGGUGAUCAGCCAGGCUUCUUCCAGCGUCUCUGCGAGCAGAAAGUGUGUCUGGAGAGGGUUAUGUGUUUUGAAUUGGGUGUCAUUGGAAUCACCCAGGUCAUUAAUCUGGAUUUUGAGAAAGAUGUCAUCGCUCGUUAUUCAUUUACAGAGUGGAAGAGCUGCUCAGAAACUAAGGCCUCUUGGGUGUCCACCAUCACCAAAUUCUGGGCUGGAGGAGGGGAUCAACUCAGUUGUGAUUGUUUUCGUUUUCACCUGCCUGUUCCUCCAUUUCUUCAACCAGGAGCUGUAUUAGAGUUUGCCAUACAAUACAAAGUGUGUGGAAAUGAAUACUGGGACAAUAAUAAUGGGGAGAAUUAUAAAUUAGUUUGCCAUAAUUAUAAACUAACAGUGCCAAAAGAAUGUGAGAAUAGCAUGGUGCACUUUAUUUAAGAUGCAGAGUGAAGAAAGAAGAGACCUUUUAGAAGCACUUUAUAAGAUGUCCUUAUAUAACUGCAUGUCCAUAAUGCUCAACUAUUGCCAACUUUAGAGACAAUACACAUUGCCUUGAACUAUUUGAGAUUCAAGUUAAAUUGACUGAAAAGUCUAAUGUUUUGCACUGAAACACAAUGCUGACUUUGAUGUCACUGUUUGAUUUCACAGUUUUAAUGCACUUUGGUAGAAAACUAUUUUUAAAAGUUAUACUUUAAUGUGAUGACAUCCGAUAGUGAUGGCAGCCAAGAGUGUUAUAGAACUGUACUAUACAUUCAUUCAUACUGAAUCUAAAGCACUAACAGCUGUGGAUUUGAGAACACUGUGAAAUAGUCUGCUGAAACAUUUAGCUGGUUUAAAAAACAUUGUUCCAAAUCCAAUUAUGUAAAUUCUGAUCUUGUUGUGUUUUAAUAAACACAAUGGCCCAGGUCUAGUAGGGCACAUACCAAGCUUAUUGCUAGAAAUAUCAAACAUUGUAAUUCAUCUGAUCACCACACGUCAGUGCCCUUGUGCCUUUCUUUGAGACACUUCUUUGUCAUACAUACAUACAUACUUGUCAUACCCAGCUAUCUGUGGCCUUUUGGUCCUGUUGAUGCUACAGUAGUUGUCUUAAUAAACAGCUCACGUAUAAUUACCAAAUACAUCUGCACAAAUGUGUGUAUUUUUGUGCUUUUGAGUCUACUUAGACACACUAAAAAGAUUCUGGUAACUGUCUGUGUUUAUUUUAUUUUCUUGUUUGGAAAACGUUGUUUGCACCUUAUUCAAAAUAUGUUAUAGAGCUGGUUUUAAAAUUUUGCCAAAUUAGUUAGGGAAAAUACAGUAAUCACUACAGUAUUUUUAGAUUUUCAAAUAAAAAUAUCUCUUUCAUAAUAAAAAUGUAUAAAAUCUGUAUUCAUAUUUAGCACUAAUGUUGACAGUGCUGUAUGUAAACAGAAAAUAAAGCAUUUGCUACUAAA